AUGAAGAAUCAAGUGGGGAAAAAAACCCUCGUGAUGAAUCUCAAAAUGGAAUAUUGUCCACUGGAGGAUACCUCCUUCUUCCAAGUGAACGAAGGACAUGUUUACAAACACCACGUCGAUUUUGGCUUUUCCUUUGUGUUGCGUUCCAGACGAAAAUUGAACGUAGCCCUAAAAGUCGAGCGAAGGAAUGUCUCCUUGUUUGAGGAACAGUGUUUGGAGUUUUUAAGAGUUGAAAUAAUGAAUAAAUGCAAAGGGAGUAGUUACGUGGAAUUCUCUUUGUGUAAUCGGAUGUCUGGGACGGGUCGUUCGCUGGUUCAACUGUUAAGUGCUUACUUCGCUAGGCUGAAUUCUCCUGCCGCUCUGCACGAGGGUGCGGGGCUGAACGAAGCUGCGAGUGAAUUGUCGCGUAUCCUGCCCAGGGUUCGGCUCUACAUACGGGAUGUCGACGUGCUGAUGAGAAUGGAAAAGGACCGUGCGAAACACAUGACCAUUAUACACAUUUUGAAGAAGAUGGUGCUGUGA
Messenger RNA from Plasmodium fragile, 522 nucleotides. RefSeq lists its product as uncharacterized. The coding region runs from base 1 to 522 and encodes 173 amino acids. The transcript has 2 exons. Lineage: Eukaryota; Apicomplexa; Aconoidasida; Haemosporida; Plasmodiidae. The record is from RefSeq and is a predicted model, not a curated record.